ACGUGAUUAACAACAAAAAAAUGACACUCUUAUAAUUGAAGGCGCUGGAGACUUUCAAUCACACCAUCUCGGCCCACCGAGCUGCGACUAAUACCCCUUCCCCCCUCCCCGCCGCCCCCCCUCCCCCUCUCAUGUGGAGAGCAUGAGGGGUGUGGAAGGGUGGUGGUUGACUAAGGCACGCUGCCAUGAUGGCGUCUCAGAGAGGAGAAGACGAAGAUGGCGAUGGCGGGGUUGCCGUCCUCGACUCGGAGUACGUGGCAGCUUUCCAGCAAUAUGUAUUGCGGCAUCACGGUGCGGAUCUCGAUCAGUUGCUGCUCGAAGAAGACGAUUCUGUCCACUACCCUCUUCACAUCUACUACGCCGAGCUUUUCGAAUCUAGCCCUGCGCUUGCAACGCUGCUAUACCUUCAUCCGAGGAAACUCCUGCCUCUGUUCGAUGCCGCCAUUGUGGAGGCCCAGAACGAAGUGUACAACAACAACAAUAAACGUCAUCGUCAUCGUCGGCGUCGCGGCGGCGGCGGCGAUGGUGGUGGUGGUGGUGGUAAUGCUGCUGCUGCUGAUGAGGAUGAUGAGGAUGAUGACGUGGCAGGUGUGAAGGAGAACGUUCACGCGCGAAUCAUCAUGCACGGAUCGGCCGCCGACUGCCUCGAAGUGUUCCCUCGAAUCUCUCGCAUUCGCUGCAAGGAUCUCGCCCGUUUGAUCACCGUCAAGGGAACUGUCAUCCGGACAGGAACAAUCAAGGUGCUCGAAGCGGAGAGGGAGUACGAGUGCGCCAAGUGUCAGCACAAGUUCCUGGUUGCGCCCGAAUUAGAACAAGGUAAUGUGGUCCAGCUGCCAGUUCAGUGCCCAUCGCAACGGACCAAUCGAUGCAAAGGAACGCGGUUCAAGCUUGUGGAGGGGUCGGUGAGGCGGCGGGACUACCAGGAGGUGAAGAUCCAAGAGCAGGUACAGGCGUUGGGCAUGGGUUCCGUCCCGAGAUCCAUUCCUUUGGUCCUGGAAGACGACCUGGUGGAUGUCAUCAAGGCCGGCGAUGACGUGGCGGUCACUGGCGUCCUGCUCACCCGGUGGCGAUCCGUCAGCGUCGAAGCUCGCUGCGAUGUCGAUCUGGUCUUGAAGGCCAACAACCUGACGAAGCUGAACGAGUGCAAGUCGGUUGUGGAUGUGUCGGAGGAGAUGGUGGAGCAAUUUGGGGAGUUCUGGAAGACGCACGCGGAACGUCCGAUGAAGGGGCGGAACGAGAUUCUGAGGGCGAUUUGCCCGCAGGUGUUCGGUUUGUUCACGGUCAAACUCGCAGUGGCGCUGACUUUGAUUGGCGGAGUGCCACGUGUCGACGGCUCCGGCACUCGGAUCCGAGGCGAGUCGCACCUGCUCCUAGUCGGAGAUCCCGGCACGGGGAAGUCGCAGUUCCUCAAGUAUGCAGCCAGGUUGAGCCACCGGUCGGUGAUGACGACCGGUCUGGGCAGCACGACCGCGGGGCUGACCGUUACCGCGCGCAAAGAUGGCGGGGAUUGGGUGCUUGAGGCAGGUGCUCUCGUCCUCGGCGAUGGCGGCCUCUGCUGCAUUGACGAGUUCGGCGGCAUAAGCGAGGCCGAUCGAGCGGCCAUACACGAGGCCAUGGAGCAGCAAACCCUAAGUGUAGCGAAGGCGGGACUCGUGACGACGCUAAACACGAGGACGACAGUGUUCGCGGUGACAAACCCUAAGGGAAGCUACGAUCCGCAGGAGAGUCUGUCGGUGAACUGUGCGCUCUCCUCUCCUCUGCUCAGCCGCUUUGACAUCGUGCUCGUGCUGCUUGACACGAACGAUCCCGAUUGGGAUAAGGUUGUGUCGGGACAUAUUCUGGCGGAGCACUCCAGAAGUGGUAAUCGUCGUCAGCAUCAUGGGUCGGGCAACAACACGUCCAAUUGCGGCAAUCCCCACUCGUCAUUCCCGGGGGAGGAGGGGGAGGAGGAACAAAGGGAGGAGGAGGAGGAGGACGAGGAGGAGGAGGAGGGCGGAGAUGGAAGAGGAGGAGGAGGUGGUCUUGGUAAGAAGAAGAGGAAGAGGAAGAGGAGGGGGGGCAGUGCACCGUCAUCAUCAUCAUCAUCACCAUCGGCAUCGGCAUCCCUGUGGACUAUCGACAGGCUUAGGAGUUAUAUAUGUUAUAUAAGGUCGGCUUUUCAGCCUGUGCUCACCGACGAGGCAGAAGUAGUAAUCAGCGGGUACUACCAGUUGCAGAGAAGGGAUGCGGCACGCAACGCCGCCAGGACGACAAUUCGGUUGCUGGAGAGUUUGAUCAGACUCGCUCAUGCGCACGCACGGCUUAUGUUCCGCAACGAGGUGACACGUGUCGAUGCCGUGAUGGCCAUCUUCUGUGUGGAAUCGUCCAUGACUACGUCUGCAAUCCUCCACGACGGAGGGGAUGCCCUCCAUUCCGCGUUCCAGACCGAUCCCGAUUCCUGGUAUGCUGCACAAGAGGCGAUUAUUCUCGAACGUCUUGGCCUUCGCUGCGGCAAACAAGGUGAUUUGUAUUAUGAUCUGGAUGAUGAUAAUGAUGGUGGUGGUGGUGGUGGUUUUGGUGGUGGGGGGGAGGAAGAAAUAGCAAAUGAUGAACUCGGUGGCAAGGAGUCGGCUGCCAGGUGGAAGAGGCGGCGGCCAGAUAUUGAUGAUGAUGAUGGUGGUGGCUAUGGAGGAGGAGGAGGAGGAGGAGGAGGAGGAGGAGAGAAGGUCAAGACCGCUGCAGGAGGCAGGACUGCUAAUUGGGGCGGUGAUGGUGGAGCAUGCGACGGAAGGGGGAAGGGAGCAUCAUCCUUUGGACUGGAUGGUGGCCAAAGGAGUGUGGGAGCGUUGGGCAUGCCAGGCCAACUGGCCAAAGAGUCCAUUGCCGAGUACCGACAGCGGUUCCAAGCUCAACUCGCACUAAUCGAGGCUGAGGAGCAGUGCCAGGCGGCAGCCGAGGCUGCUCACCUACAGGCUGAAGCGGCUGCAGCAGCUGAAAAACAGCGGCUUCAGGCCGAAGAUGACGCAAAUGCCUUGGCCCGCCGCAAGGAGGCCCAGGAUCUGCUGCAGCGGCACGAAGCCACCAGCGUUGACAAGCUCAAGUUCUGGCAUUUCGAACCAUCCGAGGAUCAUGACGAUGCAACACCGGAAGAGAAGCACAAGGAGUUCCUCUCCAAACUCGUGACCCGGUUGCCUCAUUGUAACGUGCUCAAGGCACAAUUGCGGGAUUACUUGCACACUGCAAUACCAGCUCCGUUGAUGGACGCCGGAGUAGAGGUUGUCGACCUUCACGACUACGUUGUGAAGAUCGACCACGAGUUCAAGACAACAGUACAACGACAUCGAUAUGCCAUUGUUGUACAUACGCAUUCAAUCGGAGAGGCGACCUGCAACGCUUUGAUCGAUUGCGGAGCCACUCGCAACUAUAUCAGCCAAGCAUUUAUGGUACACGUUGGCCUUGGGCCACGCGUUUGGAGAAAGUCGCAACCCACAUUGGCCGACGGUCACACGCACAAGUCAAUCGAUCGGUGCAUUGAUUUCGUCCCUGUGUACUUCACCCUGCAUGCAAGCGAGGCCGUGUCCUUCGACAUUUUGGACACUCAAUUCGACAUGAUUUUGUGCAUGUCAUGGCUGCGAAGCGAGGACCACCCGAUGAACUUCUACCGUCGCACCGUUCACGUUCAUGACCGGAACGAAGUACUAGUCCUAUGCACGGUGCCUCCACCUCACCCUUCGAUCAGUUGUCAUGUGGUCUCCGCCACGAGCAUUCGAGCUUCCAUCACCCGAGAUGACAUCGAGGAGAUGGGUGUGUGUUUUCUCCACGCCCGCCUGCCCCAUGACAUCUCAUCGACGGACGCAUCGACGGAUGCACGCAUCGCCGAGCUUCUCGACGCCUACGGCGACGUGUUCGAAACCCCCCACGGAGUAGUACCGGAUCGGCCCAUCCGCCACGAGAUCAUCCUCGAGGUCGGGGCCGCAUCUCCGCGUGGUUGCAUCUAUCGCAUGAGCGAGGAAGAGUUAAGUGUGCUACGGGCACAACUCGAUGACCUUUUUGAGAAAGGCUGGAUCCGACCUAGCUCUUCGCCAUACGACGCUCCUGUUCUCUUCGUUCGGAAGAAGAAUAAGGACUUGCGGUUGUGCAUCAAUUAUCGCAAGCUCAACGCGCAAACUGUCAAGAACGUCGGCCCUCUUUCGCGCAUCGACGGCCUCCUCGAACGGCUGGGCGGUGCCAAGUUCUUCUCCAAGCUUGACCUCAAAUCGGGAUAUCACCAACUCGAGAGCCGGCAGGAGGACCGCUACAAGACUGCAUUUAAGACGCGAUACGGGCAUUUCAAAUGGCUGGUCAUGCCUUUUGGCCUUACGAAUGCCCCGACCACAUUCCAAGCGGCUAUGACAAUGGAGUUCCGACACAUGCUGGAUAGAUUCGUACUCAUCUACCUCGACGAUAUCUUGGUGUACAGCCGGAGUUUGGACGAGCAUGUGGAGCACCUGCGCACCGUUUUGGAGCGGCUACAACAAGCCAAGUACAAAGCCAACCGCGACAAAUGCAAAUUCAAGCGGCAAGAGUUGGAGUACUUGGGAUAUUUUGUGACGCUGCAAGGCAUCCGUUCACUCGCGGACAAGAUUGAGGCCAUCCGCGAAUCCGGCACCAAGAUGAAACCAAGUUCAGCUCGACAUCCACAAACGGAUGGGCAAACGCAGCGGGCUCUUCAGACCGCUCAAAUGAUGCUUCGUACGCUCAUCCGUCCGGAUCAGAAGGAUUGGGUUGACCACCUCCUCGACAUCAAGUUUGCCUACAACACUCCGUUGCAUCCGACGAUCAGCGUGACUCCAUUCGAGUUGCACCACGGUGGACGGAAAGGCCGUUUCUCCGCUGAUCUUCUCCUUCCACGAACAACCGAGAUAGAUGCAGCUUGCUCUCCCGCCUCCGCUCGGAAGUACAGGGAGUUGCCGACUCAAGCCCGCGCGAACAUGCAAAAGGCUCAAGUCCGCAUGCAGCAGCAAGCAAACAGCAGCCGCGUGCCAUGUCCCAUCCACGCUGGUGAUCUGGUUUGGGUCUCCGCGGAAGACUUUGCGCUCAAACAGGAUGUUUCACGCAAACUACUCCCCAAGUGGUUUGGACCAUGGACCGUCCUUUCAGCAGCAGGCGACGAGCCCUACGGCCCAUCCUUUGUGAUCUACAUUCCUCCGCAUCUGCCGGUCCAUCCAGUCUUUCACGCCUCGAAGCUGGCGACAUACACACCAGCUAAGAGCGACGAUUUCCUGGGCCGACAAUUGCAAGACCUUCCAUCUAUGGAUGGUCAUCAGGAAGUCGACCGCAUCACCACGGAUCGCAAGUACGGCAGCAAGCCUCGACAUUACAAAGUUACCUUUAAAGCAUAUGAUCCCAACGACACUCGAUGGAUUUCAGGAGCAGAUUUGAAAGCAUCCGCACCGCUGAUCUACGCUCACUACGAACGACAAAGGUUAGCUAAAGAAGCUUCACGACCUGCCCCUCCCACCCGGACUUUGGUCCCUCCCUCAGACAGGCAGCUUCGCCCUCACAGGUGUCCGCUGCAGAUUGCGCUACCUCUGGGCUGGUCGUCGUCGGAAGGAGACUCUGAGGCUCUCAUCUAGGCUGUUUUUCUGAAGCUGAAGGAAGGGCCUUCUUGUGCUGCACAGACUCAAUGGGGAAGCGCAUCAAUCUUCGGACUGCUGCUUGCAGCAGGCUGUCUAUUGUUCAAAACUGCUUGCCAUGACUCUCUUUGCUGGACAUGACACGGUGCUGUCUCUUGUAUAUCCCAUAUAAGUGUGCGAGAGGCUGAUGCUGACAUCAGAGCUGUGCGGGGUCAUUUGAACGCCACCACUUGGUUAUCGUGCUCUGUGCCAAGCUCGUGACUGCAUCGCAGCACUGUGGGCGCAUCUCAAGGGCUCAGUGAGAUGGUGGUUCUGCAUGCAGGUGAGCAUAAAUUGUUCACAGGCCAAUGAACAGCGCAGCAGUAU
Chara braunii is the source of this 5960-nucleotide messenger RNA. The record is from the annotation of a GenBank genome assembly. Lineage: Eukaryota; Viridiplantae; Streptophyta; Charophyceae; Charales; Characeae.